CAUGUCGAGCUACAGCAAAGCCGCGCAGCAAUGGGCCACAUUUGCUCGAGCUUGGUAUCUUUUGGAUGCAAAGAUGCAGCCACCAGGAAAAAUUGCAGAAAUGGCCAUGCUCAGACUUCAAGGGAAACAUAAGCCUGUGUACCACGCUCUAAGUGACGUUGGAGAUCAUGUUGUCAUAAUAAAUACAAGGCAUAUUGCUUUUUCUGGCAAUAAAUGGGAACAGAAGGUGUACUCAUCACAUACUGGAUACCCCGGCGGCUUCAAACAAGUAACAGCAGCUCAGCUUCAUACAAAGGAUCCAACAGCAAUUGUAAAACUGGCUACCUACGGAAUGCUGCCAAAAAACCUCCACAGAAGAACCAUGAUGCAAAGACUGCAUCUCUUUGCAGAUGAUGUUAUUCCUGAAGAAAUGCGUAAGAAUUUGGUAGAGCAGCUUCCGCAGCCCCGCAAAGUGCCCAAGAGGUUAGAUGAAUACACGCAAGAAGAAAUUGAUGCUUUCCCAAGGCUCUGGACUCCGUAA
This is a messenger RNA of Euleptes europaea (tarantolino), 520 nucleotides long. It is a transcript of the gene MRPL13, whose product is annotated as mitochondrial ribosomal protein L13. Gene Ontology annotation, biological process: negative regulation of translation; translation. Bases 2 to 520 code for a protein of 172 amino acids. The record is from RefSeq and is a predicted model, not a curated record. Lineage: Eukaryota; Metazoa; Chordata; Lepidosauria; Squamata; Sphaerodactylidae. The transcript has 6 exons. Gene Ontology annotation, cellular component: mitochondrial large ribosomal subunit; ribosome. Gene Ontology annotation, molecular function: structural constituent of ribosome; mRNA binding.